CGUCUCUGCCCGUCUCUGCCCGUCUCUCCGACGAUGGCAGACGCGGAGACGAUGGCAGACGCGGAGACGCCGCGGCCCCGCAAGCGCGCGGUGGAGUGGCUGCUUGAGGGCGAGUCGGUCAGGACGAAUCGGCACCUCGCCCGAUUCGCCGCCGCUCCAUAUCUGCCUCGCCUGCUCGCCGAUCCCGCUCUGUCGGCGCUGCUUUCGCGCUCAAGCCGAUCUCUUCGGAAGGAGAUAAUCGAGGCUUAUGGGAUGUUGGAGCAGGUCGAGGCGACGUUGCGUGGCGCGGCUCCCGCCGCCAUCGUCGACCUCUGCUGCGGAAGCGGCUUCCUCUCGCUCGCGCUCGCCAACGAGUUCCCGGCCGCCGCCGUGCUCAUGUUUGACCUCGACACGCGGAUCAGGGUGCGGCACGACGCGUCCCACCCCAACCUCCGCUUCGAAGUGGCCGACAUCAUGGCCGAUGGCUUUGGCGCGCGGCUCGGCGCUCUGCUGCGCGAGGCGGGCGGCCAGCGCGGCGGCGGCCCGUGCGUGGCAGUGGGGAUGCACCUCUGCGGUGCGCUAUCUCCGCGCGCCAUCAGUUUGUUUGCCGCCGAGCCGGCGCUGGACUCGCUCCUGCUCGCGCCCUGCUGCCUCGACAAGCGCUUCGACGCCGCGCUCAAGGCGACGGCGAGGCAGCUCGGCCGAGAUGCUUUCGAAUGCAAAGUCGAUCAGCUUCGAGAGGCGCUCGAGGCGCUGCCUCGGGUCGAGGUGCGCGUCGCCCGCGACGCGUCCUUCCGCACGAACCGCUCUGCGGCGGAGGGAGGGGACGGCUGCAAGAACGCGAUGAUUGUUGGGCAACGGCGCGCCGCGAGCGGCCCCGACGCUCCACUUUGCUGCCUUGUGUGCGAGUCCGAGUGAGUUGUGUGUACGUGUCUACUAGCAGCGCCUUCUAUGCUUAAGCAGCGUUUCCGGCAGAAUA
Molecule: messenger RNA, 958 nt
Organism: Emiliania huxleyi CCMP1516
Lineage: Eukaryota; Haptophyta; Isochrysidales; Noelaerhabdaceae
Exons: 1
Coding region: 34-897 (287 amino acids)
Source: RefSeq, a predicted model, not a curated record